Truncatella angustata is the source of this 1590-nucleotide messenger RNA. RefSeq names its product major facilitator superfamily transporter. The transcript is spliced from 4 exons. The record is from RefSeq and is a predicted model, not a curated record. Gene Ontology annotation, molecular function: transmembrane transporter activity. Bases 1 to 1590 code for a protein of 529 amino acids. Gene Ontology annotation, biological process: transmembrane transport. Lineage: Eukaryota; Fungi; Ascomycota; Sordariomycetes; Amphisphaeriales; Sporocadaceae.
AUGUCUACGACUUCCCAAAAGAAGAGCAGUAACCAACAUGCAGAAGCUAAACCACUAAACUCAGCGCCCACAAGCGAGGCUCCAGUGGUCGACAGUCGCCCCAACUACUCAGUCUUCACAACAUGGGAGAAGCGGAGCAUCGUCUUAGGCGCAGCGGCGGCAGCUUUCUUCUCCCCCCUGACUGCCCAAAUCUAUUUGCCAGCACUUAACCUUCUGACGAUAGAGUUCAACAUUUCCGAAGCACAAGCCAAUUUGACAGUAACAACUUACAUGAUAUUUCAGGGCAUCAUCCCAAUGUUCAUUGGUUCAUUUGCAGAUAGUACUGGGAGACGACCGGCAUAUAUGAUCUGUUUUGUCAUCUACCUGGCAGCCAAUAUUGGCUGUGCACUAGCCCCUUCAUACGUAGCCUUGCUUAUACUUCGCAUGCUACAAUCGGCCGGGUCGAGCACCACAGUCGCUCUAUGCCAAGCCGUCGUUGCCGACAUUAUCACAUCAGCCGAGCGUGGUCAAUAUGUAGGGUUGGUGACUGUGCCCGUCAUUCUGGCGCCAGCACUGGGCCCCGUGAUUGGUGGGCUUCUCUCCCAGUUCCUUGGUUGGAGAUGGAUCUUUUGGUUUUUGACUAUACUGGCUGGGUCUGUGUUCGUUGUAUACGCACUGUUCAUGCCUGAAACUUGUCGAAAUAUCGUCGGAGAUGGGAGCAUACAUCCACAUCCAUUCUAUCGGACUUUCUGGCAGCUCACAAAAGACGUAUACCAUAAGCGAAAAAUAAAGAGUAACGGUGUAAAGCCGGAUUGGCAACAGACAACAUCACAGGCUCCAGAGAAAAGAAAAUUCAAAAUGCAGCGACUAAACCCGCUCCGCAGCCUCACGAUUCUAUUCGAGAUAGAGAUGUUCCUGUUACUCAUGUACAGUAGUCUCAUAUUCGCCGGCUUUUAUGCAAUCGCUACUUCGAUGCCGUCACAAUUCGCUGACCUAUAUGGGUUCGAUGAAUUGCAAGUUGGACUAAUGUAUUUGCCUUUGGGCGGUGGAUCCGUGAUAGCCGCGGUCAUUAUGGGUAAGCUCGUCAACUGGAACUAUCGCCGCCACUGCAAAAAGCUUGGAAUUCCCUUCGAGCGAACCAAAGAGCAAGACCUUUCCGAGUUUCCCAUCGAGAAAGCACGACUCGAAAUCGGCAUUCCGUUGUUGCUGUUUUCCGCAGUCGUACUUCUGGCCUGGGGUUGGGCAAUGCAAUAUCGUGCCCACUUGGCGGUCCCUUGUGUCCUGCUUUUCCUCAUGGGUAUAGGCUUGAUUGGGUUCAGCAACACUACCAACACGCUUAUUGUGGACGUCAAUCCGGGAAAUGCUGGUGCUGCAACAGCUAGCAACAAUUUAACUCGAUGUUUGAUCGGCGCUGCGGCUAGUGCUCUUAUUGAUCCCAUGAUCAAAGGAAUCGGAAGUGGAUGGGCUUUCUUCAUCAUUGGGAUGCUACAGCUUAUAGGUGCACCCGUUCUGUGGCUCAUCAUGAAGAAUGGCAUCAAAUGGCGCAAGGACAAGGAGAAGAGAAAACAAGCAAGACGACAAAAUAAGGAGAAUAAUACUCUUGUCACAUAG